AGCUAGAAGGAAAAACGAUGCCUCGCUAUGAUGAUAAAUACAAUACACGCCUGUAUGUGGGACGCUUGUCCCAUAACACCCGUUCCCGUGAUCUGGAGCGUGCUUUCAGCAGAUAUGGAAGGUUUCUGUGGUUUUCCCUAAACCUGGAGGUCUGUGUUGGGAGGUUGGCCUUGGUGGAAUUGAUGGAAAUUCCUGUCGAGUGUUGACUUUGGCGAUUCUUUCUGUAAUGUUAUUGCGUGUUUUUUAUGGAAAUGGCAACAAUCACAAACUGGUGUUUAGUCCGUCUUUGAGGGGCGUUGUAUACAGCUCCAGUAGUUAAGUAAUGAUGGCCUUACUGUUUCUGGAAACCAUUUCCGCAGAGUUCGAGGUGUGGAUAUGAAGAACGAUUUCGCCUUUGUUGAAUUUAGUGAUCCUCGAGAUGCGGAGGAUGCCAGAUAUAACUUGGAUGGCCGUGACAUUGAAGGAAGUCGUAUUAUUGUCGAAUUUGCCAAGGGGGGUCCUCGUGGUUCCCGUGAAUACUUGGGUCGGGGUCCACCUCCUGGAUCUGGACGAUGCUUUAACUGUGGCAUCGAUGGUCACUGGGCCCGAGAUUGCAAAGCUGGGGAUUGGAAGAACAAAUGCUACCGCUGUGGGGAAAGAGGUCAUAUAGAGAAGAACUGUAAGAACAGUCCCAAAAAGAUGAGCAGCAGGCGUGGACGGAGUUUGUCACGAUCACCCGUCAGGUCAUAUUCUCCUCGUCGUGGGAGAAGCAGGGAUCGGAGCUACAAUCGUGAGCGUAGCUACAGUCGAUCGAGAUCCCCUGUGAGAAGAGCAAGAAGCCCAGUUUCUGAAGAUAGGUCACGGAGUCCUCGGCCCUCCAAGAUAAGGGAGCAUAGUGCAUCACCUGAGCGUGGCAGCCCACAGAAGAAAAGUGACAUAUCUCCCCGUAAUGAAGAUAGGUUGGUGACCCAGCGAGAUGGAUCUGACUUCAGUGAUGGUCCAAGAGGUAAAAGUAGAAGCCCUGCUAGCCCUGCAAGGAACCACCACAAUGAGAGGGCUUAUGAGAGCCCUAAAUCUAAUGGGCGUAGCCGGAGCCCCACCCGGAGCCCUAGGGAUGACAGGAGCCCCAUUGAUGAAGAUGAUGACAACCAUCGUCGCUCACAGUCACCUUAGAUAGUGCUUUUUGAUAAGAGGUCAGGAUUGGCCCAGUUUACAUCUGGAUUCUAAAUUGCACUCCUGUUUAAUUGUGACUUUUGUUCAUCAAAACAUUUUAUGUGUAUGCAUGCUAUUAUUCAGAUUCUUGCGUUCAACUAGCUUGUGUGUCAUGACUAGAAUAUGGUGCAUGAAUUAGUUUCGAGGGUUGGGAUAUUUUAAACCAUUAUAAAUUAUUGUUAGAAAUUUAAAUCUUGAAUGUUUUGAA
Messenger RNA from Vigna unguiculata (cowpea), 1399 nucleotides. Its product is annotated as serine/arginine-rich splicing factor RS2Z33-like. The record is from RefSeq and is a predicted model, not a curated record. Gene Ontology annotation, molecular function: RNA binding; zinc ion binding. Lineage: Eukaryota; Viridiplantae; Streptophyta; Magnoliopsida; Fabales; Fabaceae.